AUGGGAAGACUAAGAAGAUCAAGAACUCAUAAAGAUCAAAUUCAUAAAGAUUUGAAAGAGUUAGAUGAGCAAAUGGUACAAAACCAAGAAUCAGAUCUAGAUUUGCCAGGAUUUGGAAAAUAUCCUUGCGUGGCUUGCGCAAUUAAAUUACUUAAAGAAGUUCCUUAUACACAAUCUGAAGCCGAAGCAGCCGUUGGUUAUUCUACAGAACAUUCAAGAAUUAAA
This is a messenger RNA of Dentiscutata heterogama, 225 nucleotides long. The record is from the annotation of a GenBank genome assembly. NCBI's taxonomy places the organism in Eukaryota, Fungi, Glomeromycota, Glomeromycetes, Diversisporales, Gigasporaceae.